UAGCAUCAGUAUCUUUCCUCAAAGCUCAGUAGCAGAGAGAUCUCUUCAAGCCGGGAUAAUGGAAGCCUCCAGGGUGAACAUUCCUUCCUACCUUGCCCUGUCCAUCUUCAACAUGUUGUGUUGCUGUUUGCCACUUGGAAUUGCGGCUCUGGUCUUCUCUGUCCAGGUGAAGAACGCCACUCACAUAGGAGAUGUCAAUCAGGCGUCCAAAUCUUCCCGCACGGCCCGUCUACUGAAUAUUAUUGGGAUUGUUGUUGGAGCAAUUACGUUGAUCAUUUUGAUAGUGAUUUUUGCUGUCGUCCUGAAAAAGAAAUAACGAGAGAUGUCCCAUGCUCCUUCCCAGAGCAUGCCACUGUGAUGGCCCUUGGGAACAGGUCCAGUGUAUUCCUACAAGAGCAUCCUGAUCCAUCCUGUCAUGAUUCACCAGCAAGGUUCUCAUGCUGAAGCUAGAAUGUUGGAAGGCUGCACUUUUCCAAAGGAAAGGCUCCUUUAUAUUAUUUCUGAUUAAUCACUCUGCUUUUUUUUUAAGUCACUCAUUUUGUACUUUAAGAACCUACUAACAUGUAAGCCAAUAAAACAAUACAUAUAUGAAUGUCA
Molecule: messenger RNA, 597 nt
Organism: Rhineura floridana
Lineage: Eukaryota; Metazoa; Chordata; Lepidosauria; Squamata; Rhineuridae
Product: synapse differentiation-inducing gene protein 1-like
Exons: 2
Coding region: 59-316 (85 amino acids)
Cellular component (GO): membrane
Source: RefSeq, a predicted model, not a curated record